Molecule: messenger RNA, 1332 nt
Organism: Aspergillus terreus NIH2624
Lineage: Eukaryota; Fungi; Ascomycota; Eurotiomycetes; Eurotiales; Aspergillaceae
Product: succinate--CoA ligase (GDP-forming) subunit beta
Exons: 8
Coding region: 1-1332 (443 amino acids)
Biological process (GO): succinyl-CoA metabolic process; tricarboxylic acid cycle
Cellular component (GO): mitochondrion; succinate-CoA ligase complex
Molecular function (GO): ATP binding; succinate-CoA ligase (ADP-forming) activity
Source: RefSeq, a predicted model, not a curated record
AUGUUCAGAAUCGCCCGCAGCAGACCCGUUGCGACGGCCCUUCGGGCUGCGACGGAAUCCUCCGUCCAGACUCGUCUCGGUCAGCAGCAGAGAAACCUGUCCAUCCACGAGUACCUUUCCGCCAACCUCCUCAAGUCGUAUGGCAUUGGUAUGCCCAAGGGUGAGGUCGCUCGCUCCGCUGAGGAAGCUGAGGCCGUCGCCAAGUCUCUCGGUAACGACGACAUGGUCAUCAAGGCUCAGGUGCUUGCUGGUGGCCGUGGUAAGGGUUCCUUCGACAACGGCCUCAAGGGUGGUGUGCGCGUCAUCUACUCCCCUACUGAGGCCAAGAUGUUCGCCGGCCAGAUGAUCGGCCACAAGCUCAUCACCAAGCAAACCGGUGCCGCUGGCCGUCUUUGCAACUCUGUGUACAUUUGCGAGCGCAAGUUCGCUCGCCGUGAAUUCUACCUCGCUGUCCUGAUGGACCGUGCCUCCCAGAGCCCCGUUAUCGUCGCUUCCUCCCAGGGUGGUAUGGACAUUGAGGCUGUCGCCAAGGAGAACCCCGAGGCCAUCAUCACCACUCCCAUCGACAUCAAGACCGGUGUGACCGACGAGAUCGCCCUGAAGAUCGCCACCGAGCUCGGUUUCUCUGAGCAGUGCAUCCCCGAGGCCAAGGACACCAUCCAGAAGCUGUACAAGGUCUUCAUGGAGAAGGAUGCCACCCAGAUUGAGAUCAACCCUCUCUCUGAGACCUCUGACCACAAGGUCAUGGCCAUGGAUGCCAAGCUUGGCUUCGAUGACAACGCCGAGUUCCGUCAGAAGGAGGUGUUCUCCUGGAGAGACACCACCCAGGAAGAUGCCGAUGAGGUCAAGGCUGCCGAGCACGGCCUGAACUUCAUCAAGCUUGACGGUGAUAUCGGAUGCUUGGUCAACGGUGCUGGUCUUGCCAUGGCCACUAUGGAUAUCAUCAAGCUCAACGGUGGUUCUCCCGCCAACUUCCUUGACGUCGGUGGUGGUGCUACCCCUGCUGCCAUCAAGUCUGCUUUCGAGCUCAUCACCAGCGACCCCAAGGUGACCGCUAUCUUCGUCAACAUCUUCGGUGGUAUCGUCCGCUGUGACGCCAUCGCCCAGGGUCUGAUCAACGUUGUGAACGAGAUGGGUCUGCGCAUCCCCAUUGUUGCCCGUCUGCAGGGUACCAACAUGGAGCAGGCUCAGAAGCUGCUCAACGAGUCUGGUCUCAAGAUCUUCUCUAUUGAGGACCUCCAGAGCGCUGCCGAGAAGUCUGUGCAGUUCUCGAAGGUGGUCAAGAUGGCCCGCGACAUCGACGUGGGUGUGGAAUUCACUCUCGGUAUCUAA